Molecule: messenger RNA, 1672 nt
Organism: Jatropha curcas
Lineage: Eukaryota; Viridiplantae; Streptophyta; Magnoliopsida; Malpighiales; Euphorbiaceae
Product: dihydroflavonol 4-reductase
Biological process (GO): anthocyanin-containing compound biosynthetic process
Molecular function (GO): dihydroflavanol 4-reductase activity
Source: RefSeq, a predicted model, not a curated record
AAUAAAUUGAUUGGGUCAGAAGCCCAUCAACAAUCAAAUCCCUACUUUAUGCUAAAAUUCAGAGAGGAACGUAAACUAUAACCAACGGUUCCCCAGAAUCGGUAGUUGACACUUUGUCACAAGCUCAGCUAACAAUUUAGACGGGGAGAAAGCAUUAAUUCUAAGAUUUCCUCGCAUAAAUUGAGCUGCUAGGUAGACCAAACUACAGGACCAAUCUAUUAUCGACUCUUUAUCUUCCUUUGGCAAAUUGUACAGCAACCAUAUAAUAUUAUAUCUAUCUAUAUAUCCCUUUCUUCCUACAGUAGUAGUAUUCAUUGAAUACUCGGAAAGAAAAGAGAAUAGUCUCAGUGGCUUUUCAUAGUUGCUUUUCAUUUGUUGACAACUAGCUAGUUUUGGUUGUUGUUUCAAAGGAAAAAAAAAAACAUAAUGGGUUCUCAGAAUCAAACAGUUUGCGUGACAGGCGCUUCUGGGUUCAUCGGAUCUUGGCUAAUCAUGAGACUCCUUGAGCGUGGAUAUACGGUUCGAGCCACUGUCCGUGAUCCUGAUAAUCGUAAAAAGGUUCAGCAUUUGCUGGAGUUGCCUAAAGCUAAGACGCAUCUUAGCUUUUGGAAAGCUGACCUCUCCUUAGAAGGAAGUUUUGAUGAGGCCAUUCAAGGCUGCACUGGCGUCUUCCAUGUCGCUACGCCCAUGGAUUUCGACUCCAAGGACCCUGAGAAUGAAGUAAUUAAACCAACAAUCAAUGGGGUCUUAGACAUAAUGAGGGCUUGUGCAAAGGCAAAAACUGUGAAAAGGAUAGUAUUCACAUCAUCUGCAGGAACUGUGGACGUUGAAGAACACAGAAAAGAAGUCUACGAUGAAAAUUGCUGGAGUGACUUGAAAUUCAUUCAGACAAAAAAAAUGACUGGAUGGAUGUAUUUCGUGUCCAAGUCUCUUGCUGAAAAAGCUGCAUGGGAUUAUGCUAAGGAGAAUGGCCUUGAUUUUAUCAGUAUUAUCCCAACUCUGGUUGUUGGCCCAUUUAUAAUGCCAUCAAUGCCUCCUAGCCUUAUCACUGCACUUUCGCUAAUUACUGGAAAUGAAGCCCAUUACUCGAUUUUGAAGCAAGGUCAUUACGUACAUUUGGAUGAUCUGUGCAACUCUCAUAUCUUUCUGUUUGAGAAUCCAAAAGCUGAAGGAAGGUACAUUUGUUCCUCAGAUGAUGCCACCAUUUAUGAGAUAGCAGGAUUGCUUAAACAAAAAUACCCAGAGUAUAAUAUUCCCACCAAGUUUAAAGACAUCGAAGAAGAGAUAAAGAAUCCCACUUUUUCUUCUAAGAAGCUUUUGGACUUGGGCUUUCAGUUCAAAUACAACUUGGAAGAUAUGUUCACUGGGGCUGUCGAAACAUGCCGAUCAAAGGGAUUGCUUCCUGUUUCUGAUGGGAAAGAAGCAAUGAAGAAGAGCGAAGAAUUAAAGGAAGCCAUUAAUAGUCCUAUUAAUGGAGUUCCAGUACAGACUAAAUCGUAAGCUGGAAACAGAGAAGGAGGGAGAGGGAUAGAGAGUCUAAAGAGGUCCUUAUAUUUAGAGUUGCUCGUUGAAUAAUUGUGCUUUCUCUGUCUACCACUUGGCAUUGUUAAAGAGAAUGCAAAGACAUGCAAGUAAAACUUCGAUAGGCUUUACCAUGGCUUUCACGCUAGAA